GACUUUAUGGAAGCGAAUGGAUGCGAUAAAGAAAGUGAAUUUCAAAUUAAGCAAGAUGAAUUGAGAGUUAAAAUGUUUAAGGAUGGAAAAACGCAAUAUAGAUGCACUGUACCCACUGAACAAGCAAAAGGUAUUUUGAAUACAACUGAAAAUAGAUAGAGAUUUUG
Messenger RNA from Meloidogyne enterolobii, 167 nucleotides. Lineage: Eukaryota; Metazoa; Nematoda; Chromadorea; Rhabditida; Meloidogynidae. The record is from the annotation of a GenBank genome assembly.